AUCCUCGGCCACCCCAACAUCUAACCAUCCCACUAUGACCACUCUCACGGCAGAACGAUUGGUGAGAUUAGCGUACAAGUAUCCCUCGCUCGAGAACUCAUGGUUCUUGAUUGCGUGUGCAUGUCUCAGCGUCUUGAAUCAACCCCAGGAAAUCCCCAAGGUUUACCACUUUGCCUUGAGACAGCAGCUCUUGGAGUUUAAAAAUGAUGAAAAUCUCUUGAACGACAAGUACCUCCUUCAGCUCGCCCAGGAUUCGAUUUCGUCCAGUGACAAGUUCGAAGAGCUCAGCUCCAUCGGCAUUGGCCUCCCUGACGUGUUAAUACCUUUUACCUACUACCUGAAGCUCCCACUUGGAUUCAAAUUCAAUCAGUCCACCAGUAUUUUUGAGUUUCAGAACUUGCUCACAUUGAAGUUCAGAGAAGUGUUGCUCAAGGUGUGUGGACUCAUUGGAAUUCCCAAGACCAUCAAUUCCUUGACGUACUUAAAGAAUGUCACACCCACCAACUUCCGCAGCCAUAACGUGCCGCAGCGACCCAACUUGAUCAACCACACCAACUUCCCAUCGUCCCAGAUCAUCGAGGAGGAUUCUUGUGGUACCCGCUUGGAUGAACAGAAUGGCAUCGUUGACACCAUCGACGGACCUAUCAGUCCCAACAGUAUCAACACUCCAGUGGUGAUUGACAAUCUUAAGCAAGGCAGUGACUUGUGGAACAAGGUGUACUCCAACAAUUUGAACCGCAAGAUCCGGAACCAGAUAUACCAGGCGUACCCAGACUUGUGGUACUUUAUCUAUCAGGGGUACUACUCCAACAUUUUGAGUUACAGUCAGAUUUUGUCCGAUAAAGAAACCUCCUUGUGCAUCAUCACCAGUCUUAUUCCCCAAGACGUCAACCCUCAAUUGAAGGGCCAUUUACGGGGUGCCCUCAAUUUGGGGGUUCCCAAGGACCAAUUGACGGAUGUGCGCAGCCUUGUGUUUGAUAUCUGUGAUUGGGUGGGGGGAAACUACUGGAAAGGUGGGAAGGAUUCGGUCGCAAAGUUAUGAUUAUAGGCGUAUAUAUUCAGUAAAUAUCAAUUUGACUCUGUUCACAACAGAAUCCGGCUUUCUCUCUGGAUGAGGAACACCUGGAACCCACAGAACAAAAAAAAGGCCAAGUAAACGAGAACAGCUCCAAAUACGGUUUUGGCGACCUCGGGGCCAUUUUCCGGGUCGUUGGUCGAGCCCACCAUCGACUCGUGGCUGAUUUGGAACAAGUAUGCUAUCACAGAGAGGAUCACCACCCCGAACACCGACAAGAUCGUGCAGAAGUACGCUUUUCCACUGGACACCACUGCUUUCAUAUUGGGUUUAGUUGGAGGU
Messenger RNA from Yamadazyma tenuis ATCC 10573, 1357 nucleotides. The record is from RefSeq and is a predicted model, not a curated record. Lineage: Eukaryota; Fungi; Ascomycota; Pichiomycetes; Serinales; Debaryomycetaceae.